Molecule: messenger RNA, 2837 nt
Organism: Tuber melanosporum (Perigord truffle)
Lineage: Eukaryota; Fungi; Ascomycota; Pezizomycetes; Pezizales; Tuberaceae
Exons: 6
Coding region: 945-2837 (630 amino acids)
Biological process (GO): microtubule-based movement
Molecular function (GO): microtubule binding; ATP binding; microtubule motor activity
Source: RefSeq, a predicted model, not a curated record
GUUUUCUGCUGCUGGGUGGAAGGAGAAAAACGCUGCCCCACGUAAAUCUGGGCGACUGGCAGAUAACUUGAAUCUUCCAUUCUUCGUAUCGCCUUGUUACUGCCACCGUUGAUAACCCACCCAAACAUCGACCUCCCCCCCCCACCAUCCUUCCAUACCUAUUCCCUUCCUCCGACCAUCGUCUUCGAGAUCUGUGCUUUCCUUUUCACGCUUUUAGAACCCUCUAUUUUGCGCUUCGUGAGAUUUUCUGCGACUGUCACUUGCGCCGGUUGCUGCACCAACCGCUAGAGUGGCCAUCAUGGAUUCGGAAAGAAGUGUUAGUCCUUCCCGAACCCGCCCUCCUGCUCCACCCCCUGCAUCCUCCAUUUUUUCCCCUACGAGUACCUUUGCCCUCAACCCUUAUUCCUCCUGCUGACGGCUUGCCUCGAAAAUCUUUCUAGUUCGUGUAUCCGCACUCCUCCCUUCCACGGCCGGGGAGUAGCAGUAGAAUUCCACCACCAACGCCCUCCCUUUUUCCUAAAGUUCUCAACGAAGUUCCCCCAAAUCCACGAGUUUCAAGCGACGCCGCCAUGAUGCCCCCACCGUCUCAAGCUGUGACUGAUUCAAUGAAGCAAAGAAGUAACAGUGCCUCGGGUCGGUCUCCCAAUCAUUACUCCUCCUCCUCCUCCUCCUCACCCUACCAUGGAACCACUCCUGGAUCUCCACUUUCCCCAAGACCCCUGCCAUGGAACAUUACUAAGCGAACAGUAGUGAAUGGACAGCUUACCUCUAAACGGAUCACCCUCGCCGAGCGGGCGGGCACCGGCGGGAGGAGCGCGGUACCCACUUCGGCCAUGAAGCCGGCACACGCCAGGAGUGUGAGUACUGGUAUCGGGAGAUCGACUUCGACCGCAUCGAGCACCUUCUCGAAAAGUGUUGGAGGCAGGCCGAACUCCUCUCUGGGAAUGUCCAAGGGUUCCGCCAUUCCUACCGGAGCUAGACCGGCAAGUGCCCAAGGCUUCCGACAUCCUGGCGGUGGGGAGAGCGCAUUGGAAAGUGGAGCCAAGUCUGUCAUGAAGAGGAAACAUACCGAUAUCAAGGGGAGACUCGAAGAUACCGAAGCCGCAAUUGCGGAGAUGCGAGAGAUCCAAGCCCAGGAGCGUGUCGAGACUAUGGCCCUUAAGGAGCAGCUCGAAGAUCAUAAACUGAGAGCAUAUCAACUUGAAACAACUCGUGUGACCUUGGAGACCCAGAACACCCAAGCUCAAUUCGAAUUGGAGUUAUACCAGAAGAAGACUUCCGAGCUGGAGAGGAUCUUGGGCGACGAGCGGAUGGCUCGUGCGGUUGAGAGAGAUGAUGCUUCAAAGAGGCUGCGAGAUGAAACCGACGAGAUUAGACGUAGACUUAGAGAUGAGAUGGAUGGAAUUAUCCGGUCGCAUAGGGAAGCGCUGGAGACCAUGGAGAGAAGGGCCCGGAAUGAUCUGGAGGAUGAAAAGUCCGCUCGGGCAAGGGAGAUACAAGAGUUGAAGAUGCAAGCUGCGAUGGAAAAGCAGAGGAUGGAACUGGAGAUGGAUGGGAGUGGGCGUGAUCUUAGGGCGAUAAAGGCAGAGCUUGAAACAACCAGGAUGGAACUCGAAAAUGCGAGAAAUGAGCUCCAGAGGGAAAAGGUGAUGUCGGCUAGUUUGCGGGAUAGCUUGUCCGAGCAGUCUGGAGCGACCCUUACUCUCGAGUCUUCGUCGCGUGCUCUUCGGGCUCGUGUGGAGGUUCUCGAAAGUGAUGGGAGGGCUCAGGCUAACAAUUAUGCUGAGUUGGAGGAGAAGCUCCGACAGUCAUAUGAGGAGACUAGAGUUGCUCAGGAGAAGCUGAGAGCUGAGGAAACCUUGAGGCGAAAGUUGCAUAACCAGGUUCAGGAGCUCAAAGGGAAUAUCAGAGUGUUUUGCCGUGUACGGCCGACGCUUCCUUCUGAGUCGGAGAUGCCGGCAGAUAUUAGGUUCCCAAAUGCUGCCCAUAAUCCGGACGUUUUCGAGGAGAUCUCGCAGCUGGUGCAAAGCGCUCUUGACGGGUAUAAUGUUUGCAUUUUCUGUUAUGGUCAAACUGGCUCGGGAAAGACAUACACAAUGUCCUCGGAAGACGGCAUGAUACCCCGCGCCGUGCACCAAAUCUAUGCGACGGCAAAAGAACUGGGGGAGAAAGGCUGGAGCUACAAGAUGGAAGGCAGCUUCGUAGAAGUCUACAACGAAAAUAUCAACGAUCUCCUUGGGCAAGCCGACGACUUUGAUAAGAAGAAGCACGAAAUCCGGCACGAUCCCAAGGAAUUGAAAACCACGAUAACAGACAUCAACACGGUUACACUGGACAACCCAGCAAAGGUCGAAUCAAUCCUCCGCCGCGCCUCGCAAACACGCUCCGUGGCCGCGACCAAAGCAAACGAGCGCUCCUCCAGAUCGCAUAGCGUGUUCAUACUGAAGCUCAUCGGGCUCAACUCUGUUACUGGCGAGCGCAGCGAGGGAACGCUAAACCUGGUAGAUCUAGCCGGUAGCGAGCGGCUGUCACACAGUCAGAGCACAGGAGAAAGACUCAAAGAGACGCAGAAUAUCAAUCGAAGCUUGAGCUGUCUCGGGGAUGUCAUUGCCGCGCUGGGCAAUGGGAAGGAAAAUUCUCAUAUUCCUUAUAGAAACUCUAAACUCACAUACCUCCUUCAAUACUCUCUCGGCGGCAACUCAAAGUGCCUCAUGUUCGUCAUGGUCUCGCCCAUGCAAGCGCACCUGAACGAGACGCUCACGUCGCUGAAGUUUGCCACGAAGGUGAAUAACACGUCCAUCGGCACGGCGAAGAGACAGGCUAAGAUUACCGGGUGA